Molecule: messenger RNA, 294 nt
Organism: Vicia faba (fava bean)
Lineage: Eukaryota; Viridiplantae; Streptophyta; Magnoliopsida; Fabales; Fabaceae
Source: the annotation of a GenBank genome assembly
AUGCCUACCGGUGGUGCAGCCAUCGUGAGAGAGGGUCCGAAUCUUCUCAAACUGGCAAGGAAAGAACAAUGUUUGGCUCUUGGAACUAGGUUGAGGGCGAAGUACAAGAUCAAAUACCAAUUCUAUAGAGUGUUCCCAAAUGGGGAGGUUCAAUAUUUGCACCCUAAGGAUGGUGUGUACCCUGAGAAAGUGAACGCUGGUCGCCAAGGGGUUGGUCAGAACUUUAGGUCGAUUGGUAAGAAUGCUAGUCCUAUUGACGUCAAGUUUACCGGCAAACAAGCAUAUGAUUUGUGA